AUGUGGCCCGACUUUGAAAGUGAGCCAAGAAAUCUUCGUCUAGCGCUUGCAACUGAUGGCAUUAAUCCUCAUAACAACCUUAGUAGUCGGUAUAGCUGUUGGCCAAUCAUGUUGGUCAAUUAUAAUUUACCUCCAAAUAUGUGCAUGAAGAGGAAAUACAUCAUGUUAACUAUGCUCAUUUCAGGGCCUAAACAACCUGGAAACGAUAUUGAUGUCUAUCUGGAGGUGUUAGUUGAAGAUUUGCAACGAUUGUGGGAAGGAGUUGAUGGAAUCUAUGAUGCUUAUCGCAAGCAGUUCUUCACUCUUAAAGCAGUCUUAUUAUGGACCAUCAAUGAUUUUCCUGCCUACGGUAACCUUAGUGGAUGUACUACACAUGGUUAUUAUGCAUGUCCAGUAUGUGGAGAAGAUACUUAUGCAAGGCACUUGGAAAAUGGGAAGAAAAUGUCUUUUGCGGGCCAUAGACGAUUCCUAUCACGGUUUCAUCCCUAUCGUAGGCAAAUGAAGGAGUUUAAUGGCAUGGAGGAACUUGGAGAAGCAGCUAGACCAUUAUCUGGGAUUAAGUUGUUUGACAAACUUUCUGACAUAAGGUGUGAAUUUGGAAAGAAGAUAAGUGUAAGAGGGAAAAAAAAGAAUGCAAAGGCUAAUAAGUUGGAAGUCACUAUAGAAGAAAAAGAUUUAAAAGCAACAAAUUUCAGAAAAUGUUGGAAGAAGAAGUCAAUCUUUUUUAAUAUUCCUUACUGGAAACACUUGCAUGUAAGACAUUGUCUUGAUGUUAUGCACAUCGAGAAAAAUGUAUUUGAAUCCCUCAUUAAUACUUUGAUGAAUGUUAAAGGAAAAACCAAGGAUAAUGUGGCAGCUAGGUUGGACAUGGUUGAGAUGGGAAUUAGGCCUGAAUUAACACCUAUAGUUGGGGAGAAGAGAACAUAUCUUCCUUUUGCUGCGUGCUCAUUCACAAAAAGAAAAAAAGUUACAAGUGUGCAAGUCAUUAAAGGAUAUAAAAGUUCCAGAAGAUGCAUGAAGGUGUUUAAGAGUUAUAUAGGCAGUCGAAAACAUCCUGAAGGUUGCAUUGUUCAGAGAUAUUUAGCAGAAGAAGCAAUUGAGUUUUGUUCAGAAUACCUCAAUGACGUUGAUCCUAUUGGAGUUCCUCAAUCAAUUCGAGAUCCGAAAGCAAAUGGUUCUGGCUUGCAAGCAUGCAAUACACCAAUUAUAGUGCAACAAGUUGAUCUGCAACAAGCACAUUUGACUGUGCUAGAAAAUAUGGAAGAAGUAUCUCCCUAUAUAAUUGAACAUAAAAUUUUUUUGAAAUCAAUGUUUCCCAAAAAAGAGAAAGAUGAAAGGUGGAUACAGGAUGCUCACAACAAGAGGUUUAUUGAUUGGUUUCGUGCAAAGGUGGCUGCUGAAAUUGACAGUUGCAAUGGUGGAACAACAUCAUCAUUAACAUGGUUGGCCCAUGGACCGCGUGCACAAAUCAUUAAGUAUAAUAGUUAUGUGAUAAAUGGCAAUUUAUACCAAACAAAGGCGCGAGAUGAUGACAGAGUUUGCCAAAACAGUGGGGUUUCUUUAGUUGCCAACACCAUGCUUGUAUGUAGUGCUAAAGAUAAGAAUCCCUUGCUAGCUGAUGUGUCUUUCUAUGGAGUAAUUGAAGAAAUAUGGGAAUUAGACUAUCAUCAAUUUCACGUUCCUCUUUUCAAAUGCGCGUGGGUUGCAAAUGACAAAGGAAUAAUCAACAAUGAUGAAUGUGGCUUCACCUUAGUCAACUUGAACAAACGAGGACACAAGAAUGAUGAAUUUUUGCUUGCAAGUCAAGUCAACCAAGUCUUUUAUAUUGAUGACCCAUUAACAAAGGGGUGGUCAAUUGUGCUCCCAGUUCCAAAUAGAUGUUAUGAGGGAGAUGCUGAUGAUGAUGGGAGCAGUAUUCCUGAUUCUAGACCAAUUGAUGAUGUUGAUACUCAUUGCAUUCCUUCUCAUGAAAGAUAUUUUAGAUUAGAAAUUGAGGGUGUUUGGGUCACAAAAAAGAAAAAAUGA
This is a messenger RNA of Zingiber officinale, 2025 nucleotides long. RefSeq lists its product as uncharacterized. The transcript is spliced from 4 exons. The coding region runs from base 1 to 2025 and encodes 674 amino acids. Lineage: Eukaryota; Viridiplantae; Streptophyta; Magnoliopsida; Zingiberales; Zingiberaceae. The record is from RefSeq and is a predicted model, not a curated record.